AUGAGAAGAGGUCUGUCUGCGCUGCACUUCUCAGCUGUUCCCGCCAGGGGCGCUGUGCCUGGAACUACUCUUGGGAACGGAGCUAACGUCAACAUCAGGAGUAAGGAUGGGAAGACCCCUCUCCACAUGGCAGCGGUCCAUGGAAGGUUCUCUCGUUCUCAGGCUGUCAUUCAAAACGGUGCGGAGGUGGACUGUGAGGAUAAGAAUGGGAACUCUCCUCUUCACAUCGCUGCUCGCUACGGACACCAGUUACUGAUCAACACUCUGCUCACACACGGAGCCAACACCGCCAAGCGUGGCGUCCAUGGCAUGUUCCCCCUCCAUCUGGCAGCUCUCAGUGGCUUCUCUGACUGCUGCAGGAAACUGCUCUCCUCAGACUUCCACAUAGACACUCCUGACCACUUUGGAAGGACAUGUCUUCAUGCUGCAGCUGCAGGAGGGAACCUGGAGUGUUUGAAUCUGUUGUUGAAUACAGGAGCAGAUUUCAACAGAAAGGACAGGUUUGGAAGGACUCCUCUUCACUAUGCCUGUUGUAACAGUAAAUCUCAGUGUGUGUUUGCCCUGGUGGGGUCUGGUGCUGGAGUCAACGAGCUGGAUGAGAGGGGCUGUUCUCCUCUACACUACGCUGCUGCUGGCACAGAGGGAAAGUGUGUAGAGUACCUGUUGAGGAGCGAUGCCAACCCAGGGAUCAGAGACCGACAGGGCUACAACCCAGUCCACUAUGCAUCGGCAUACGGACACACACUCUGCCUUGAACUGAUAUCCAGGGAGACUCCUCUAGAUGUGCUGAUGGAGACAUCAGGUACAGACAUCCUGAGUGACUCUGAUAACCACGCCCUCAUCAGCCCCCUUCACCUUGCGGCGUACCAUGGUCACUGUGGCGUGUUGGAGGUGUUGGCUGCCGGUCUGUUGGAGGUGGACAUUCGGACUCCUGAGGGCCGGACCCCGCUCUCCCUAGCCUGCUCCAGGGGCCACCAGGAGUGUGUGUCACUGUUACUGCACCACGGAGCUCACACACACACCAAGGAUUAUACACUGAAGAGGACAGCCUUACAUGCUGCAGCGAUGAACGGCCACUCUGACUGUCUCCGUCUCCUCAUCAACAACACAGACACACACAACUCUGUAGACGUACAAGACGCCAACGGACAGACCCCUCUGAUGCUGGCGGUACUGAGCGGACACACAGAGAGUGUGUAUUCUCUACUGAGUAGAGGAGCUGACGUAGAGGCUAAAGACCACUGGGGCAGGACUGCACUACACCGCGGGGCGGUGUCGGGUCAUGAGGAGUGUGUGGAGGCGUUGUUGCAGCGCGGGGCGAGUUUGUGUGUUUGUGACCGGGCAGGGCGCUCUCCGCUACACCUGGCAGCAGCUUGCGGACACACCGGGGUGCUGGGAGCACUACUACAGGCUGCUAAUGCCUUGCACACACACACACUUCUUACCGACAACCACGGAUACACACCGCUGCACUGGGCCUGCUACAAUGGUUAUGAUGGGUGUGUAGAGUUGUUGUUGGAACAGGAAGUGUUCAAGAAGACACAGGGAAACCACUUCAGCCCUCUGCACUGUGCCGUUAUGAAUGACAACGAGGGAGUCGCUGAGAUGUUGAUCAACUCUCUGGGUUCUGCUAUAGUCAACACUACAGACACCAAGGGCAGGUCUCCCCUCCAUGCGGCAGCAUUCUCGGACCACGUGGAGUGUGUGUCCUUGUUGUUGAGUCACGGAGCUCAGGCGAACACCUCCGACACACACACACGGACCACGCCGCUGAUGAUGGCAGCGCACAACGGACAGACCAAUGCUGUGGAGGUGUUGGUGAGCAGUGCUAAGGCAGACCUCACACUACAGGAUACUAACAAGAACACAGCUCUUCACCUGGCCUGUAGCAAGGGCCAUGAGACCAGUGCGUUGUUGAUACUAGAGAAGAUAUCAGACCGAAACUUUAUCAACUGCACCAACACUUCUCUACAGACGCCCCUCCAUGUAGCAGCUAGGAAUGGUCUGACCGUAGUAGUUCAGGAGCUGCUGGGGAAAGGAGCCAGUGUUCUAGCGGUGGAUGAGAACGGUUAUACUCCAGCCCUGUCCUGUGCACCUAACAGAGAUGUAGCCGACUGUCUCGCUCUCAUUCUUAACUCCAUGCUGCCCACCUCUCCCCUGGUCUCCAUAGCAACACUUCCUGCUUCCCCUCGUGUCACGAUGGCAACGCUUCAAUCUGUCAAUCACUACUCCAAUCACCAAUCAAAAGGAGUAGCAUUUGAGUCCCCUCCCCCUCUAAGGACUGACCACACCUCCUACUGCAGGCAGGACCGCCUACUCUGCGUUUCCCCCGACGACGAUAAUGAGUUUAACGACUCUGAUUCUGAGACCUACUGAAGACACGCCUACCUUGGAUAUACCACCACCUCUUUGGGAGGAUUUUAGGACUCCACUCUCUGAACCACUCACUCCACUACAUUCUGUCCUCUCGUCCCUUACCAAGAAGAGGUUUAAUACUAAAGUAAAAUGAGGACUGGCGUCUUCUGGACUGGGUGGCAAGGGUGGGUAGCUCCGGUCCUCUAGGAUUGGUUCUUGCUACCAAACAUCUGCCCUAUGACAAUGAAAGGGCUGGGGCUGUACGUAUGGAGAGAGCAGAGGGACAAUCCUAGCGAAACGGACCAACAGACUUUACAUCUCUAAUUUCUUCUGCAUCUCCAGAUCUCUUCCUUUAGGGAUUUUCUUCUAGCCUGGGUACCAGUCUGUUCUAGCCUGGGUACCAAUGUGUUUAGUGAAUAUUCCACUACUUGUAUUCUUUUAUUCAUAUGCCAAAGCUGUUUAGCAUGACAGGAGUGGAAUGAUAGCUAAACGGACUAGUACCCAGACUAGUUUUAUUCUAGUUAAGUUUAAUUUAUUAUAAUGGACAAACAGAGACAGAACUUAUCACUGUUCACCUAAUGCGGCGUCAAUGCUGAAUCGAGUCACUGAAUCUCACAGAAGAGUUAUGUUACUAGUUACUACUGUCUGAUUCAUAGAGUUGAUUCCUCCAGGAGAGGAGUUAGUAAGGCCUCAGUCACUAAGGUACCGUCAGUCUUAACACUUCACACCCUGAAUGUUUCUACACUGUACCUGAGAAAGGAAACGUAAGUGUGCAUGUGUGAAAUGUUGCCUUUUCCAGGGGAGAGAAGUCUAAAGACAAAAUAUGGUGCAAUGUUCUUAAUAAUGACUGAUAAUGAAUAAAACAAUGAUUGAUUAUUUUGAAA
Messenger RNA from Salvelinus sp. IW2-2015, 3239 nucleotides. RefSeq names its product serine/threonine-protein phosphatase 6 regulatory ankyrin repeat subunit A. Gene Ontology annotation, molecular function: protein binding. The record is from RefSeq and is a predicted model, not a curated record. NCBI's taxonomy places the organism in Eukaryota, Metazoa, Chordata, Actinopteri, Salmoniformes, Salmonidae.